CUUUCGUGACCGAGGACCGUCUGGGGGGCUUUUCAGAGAACUGGGGCUCUGCGCCCGGGAACCCCGGACGCUUUGCACUGGGUAAAGUUCAUAUGUUAAAGUUCAUUGGAACAGGAAGAAAUGGAUUUUUCUGCGGAUCGCGUUGAAGAAAUACAAAAUGUCCUUAAUGCUAUGCAGAAAAUCUUAGAGUGUCCAAUAUGUCUAGAGUUGAUCAAAGAGCCUGUUUCCACAAAGUGUGAUCACAUAUUUUGCAAAUUUUGUUUGCUGAAACUUCUCAACCAGAAGAAAGGGCCUUCACAGUGUCCUUUGUGUAAGAGUGCUAUAACCAGAAGAAGCCUACAAGAAAGUACAAGAUUUAGUCAGCUUGUUGAAGAGCUAUUGAAGAUCACUCAUGCUUUUGAGCUUGACACAGGACUGCAGUUUGCAAACAGUUAUAACUUUUCAAAAAAGGAAAAUAACUCUCCUGAGCAUCUAAAGGAGGGAGUUUCUAUCAUCCAAAGUAUGGGCUACCGAAACCGGACCAAAAGACUUCGACAGAGUGAACCUGAAAAUCCUAACUUGCAGGAAACCAGUCUUAGUGUCCAACUCUCUAACCUUGGAAUUGUGAGAUCUCCGAGGACAAAGCAGCAGAUACAACCUCAUAAAAAGUCCGUCUACAUUGAACUGGGAUCUGAUUCUUCUGAAGAUACAGUUAAUAAGGCCAGUUAUUGCAGUGUAGGAGACCAUGAAUUGUUAGAAACAACCCCUCCAGGAGCCAAGGCUGAAGACAGUUUGAAUCAUGCAAAAAAAGAUAACCUAGAACAACCUAUGGGAAGCAGUCAUGCUUCUCAGGUUUGUUCUGAAACACCUGAUGAUUUGUUAAAUGAUGACGGAAUAAAGGAAAAUAGCAACUUUGCUGAAAGUGACAUUAAGGAAAGAUCUGCUGUUUUUAGCAAAAAUGUCCAAAAAGGAGAAUUCAGAAGGAGCCCUGGCCCUUUAGCCCAUACACGUUUGGCUCAGGGUCACCAAAGAAGGGCUGGGAAAUUGGAGUCCUCAGAAGAGAAUGUGUCUAGUGAGGAUGAAGAGCUUCCCUGCUUCCAACACUUAUUAUUUGGUAAAGCAACCAAUACACUGUCUUCAUCUACCAGACAUAAUGCUGUUGCCACAGAAGGUCUAUCUAAGGAAACAGAGGAGAACCUAGUAUCACUGAAGAAUAGUUUACAUGACUGCAGUGACCAGGUAACGUCGGUAAAGGCAUCCCAGGAACAUGACCUUAAUGAGGAAGCGAGAUGUUCUAGUAGCUUAUUUUCUUCACAGUGCAGUGCAUUGGAAGACUUGACUGCUAAUACAAACACCCAGGAUCCUUUCUUGAUGUUUGAUCCUCCUUCCAAACAAGUGGGGCAUCAGUCUGAAAACCAGGAAGUUCUGAGUGACAAGGAAUUGGUUUCGGAUGACGACGAAAGGGAAACUGGCUUGGAAGAGGAUAAUCGCCAGGAAGAGCAGAGCGUGGAUUCAGACUUAGGUGAAGCAGCGUUUGAGUAUGAGAGUGAAACAAGCCUCUCUGAAGACUGUUUGGGGCUGUCCUCUCAGAGUGAUAUCUUAACCACUCAGCAGAGGGAUACCAUGCAAGAUAACCUGCUAAAGCUCCAGCAGGAAAUGGCCGAACUGGAAGCUGUGUUAGAGGAGCACGGGAGCCAGCCUUCUCAGAGCUCGCCUUCCCUCAUAGCUGAUUCUUGUGCCCCUGAGGACCUGCUAAAUCCGGAACAAAACACAUCAGAAAAAGCAGUAUUAACUUUGGAGAAAAACAGUGAAUAUCCUAUAAGCCAGAACCCAGAAAGCCUUUCUGCUGACAAGUUUCAAGUAUCUCUGGAUAGUUCCACCAGUAAAAAUAAAGAACCAGGAAUGGAAAGGUCAUCCUCUUCUAAAUUCCAGUCGUCAGAUGAUAGGUGGUAUAUGCACAGCCACUCAAGGAGUCCUCAGAACAGAGACUGCCCACCUCAAAAGGAGCUCAUUAAGGUUGUUGAUGAGGAGGAGCGACAGCUGACUACGUCUGACACCCAAAAUUUAAUGCAGCAGUCUUAUUUGCCAAGACAAGAUUCAGAGGGAACCCCUUACCUAGAAUCCGGAAUCAGCCUCUUCUCUGAUGACCCUGAGUCUGAUCCCUCUGAAGACAGAGCCGCAGAGCCAGCUCAUGUUUGCAGCAUGCCACCCUCAACCUCUGCACUGAAAUUACCCCAAUUUCAAGUAGAAGAAUCUGCCAAGAGUCCAGCUGCUGCUCAUACUACUAAUGCUGCAGAGUGUAACAUGAAGGAAGAAGGCAUGAGCAGGGAGAAGCCAGAAGUGGUAUCUUCAACAAAAAAAGACAACAGAAUUUCCAUGGUGGCAUCAGGCUUGACCCCAAAAGAAUUUGCACUUGUGCACAAGUUUGCCAGAAAACAUCACAUCACUUUGACGAAUCUAAUUACGGAAGAGACUACUCAUGUCAUUAUGAAAACAGAUGCUGAGUUUGUGUGUGAACGGACACUGAAAUAUUUUCUGGGAAUUGCAGGAGGGAAAUGGGUAGUUAGCUAUUUUUGGGUGACCCAGUCUAUUAAUGAAAGAAAGAUGCUGGAUGAGCAUGAUUUUGAAGUCAGAGGAGAUGUUGUCAAUGGAAGAAACCAUCAAGGUCCAAAGAGAGCAAGAGAAUCCCAGGACAAGAAGAUCUUCAAGGGCCUAGAAAUCUGUUGCUAUGGACCCUUUACCAAUAUGCCCACAGAUCAACUGGAGUGGAUGGUGCACCUGUGUGGGGCUUCUGUGGUGAAGGAGCCCUCAUCAUUCACCCUCGGCCAGGGUACUCACCCAAUUGUGGUCGUACAGCCCGAUGCCUGGACAGACGAUGGUGGCUUCCAUGCGCUGUCCCCAGUGAUCGGGCAGAUGUGUGAAGCAGCUGUGGUGACCCGAGAGUGGGUAUUGGACAGCGUAGCCAUGUACCAGUGCCAGGAACUGGACCCCUACCUGAUACCCCAGGUCCCUAGAGCUGCUGCUGAUUCCAGCCAGCAAUGUGUAUAGGGGAUAGGGCCUGUCUCCACAGGACCCCAAGGAUGAGCUUAAGAAAUGGCUUUUUUCCAGGCCCAGGGAGCUCCUCUUCAGUCCUUCCACAGCCCCGAUUACUAAAUAUUUUAUGUACAUCAGCCUGAAAAGAACUUCUGGCUAUUCAAGGGUCCCUUACUUAAAGAUUUUCUGCUUCAAGUCUCCCUUUGAAAUCUGCUGUGAGCACUAAAUUGUGGUAAUUUUUCACCUGAAAAGAAUUUAAAACCAUUUAAACCCCGCCAGUUGAGCAAGAUGCUGAUUCAUUAUUUAUCAGCCCUAUUCCUCAUCCUGGGGCUGGUGGCUUCACGCUGGAGGCACAGAGCGGCUGGCCUCAGGAGAAGAGCAGUUUUCCCUGAAUUUGUUUCUCAAAUACCUUGUGUUCUUAAAGGCCAGGAGUCAGAUCCUUCAAUGGACAGCGAGUACUUGGGAAUCUGGGCCGUGGCUUAAAAUGAGAGCAGUCCUAGGACAACUCUCAAGUGUUGGAGUGGAGCACUGGGGAGGCAAUCCAGAGGCAGGUAAUAUAAUUUGAAAUUUGAGGGUUAAUUAGAGAAGAGGGGAGUCCUGCUGACCCUGACCUCCAAAAGUCUGAGCUAUAGUUGCUGGAUUUCUAAAGAAUUUCUUAGCACUGAUGUGCUCUAAAACAGCAGAAUCUUUUCAAGAACUGGUAUCCAAAAAACUCUUAAAGAAGUGAGGGGGAAAAAAAACAACUGGUGUCCAAAGAGAGUCUUCUAGUUCCCCAUUAGUCAUAAAUAAAAUGUUUAUUGUUGUAGCUCUGAUAUGUAACCCAUUCCUCUUGAAAUAUAAGAUCUCUGAUAUGAAUAUUUCAUGUCUGUAAGAUGACAGAUCCCACCAGGAAAGGAGCUGUUUGCUUCCCUUGAGGUAAUUUUUUUCCCUUUGCUCCCUAUUGCUGAACUGUACAGAUUCAUAAAAAUUUUGUUUUCUGAAGGAAGAGAAAGUGUUUCUCAUAAACUCAUUACCCAGGACUGUUUAUAGCUGUUGGAAGGACUAGGUCUUCCUUAGCCCCCCGUGUGGGGGUAAAGGCUUGAUUGUACAAAAUGUUUUGUAAAUAUUGUGCUUUUCACCUGCAAAUAAA
Hippopotamus amphibius kiboko is the source of this 4141-nucleotide messenger RNA. RefSeq names its product BRCA1 DNA repair associated (gene BRCA1). Lineage: Eukaryota; Metazoa; Chordata; Mammalia; Artiodactyla; Hippopotamidae. Gene Ontology annotation, cellular component: plasma membrane; BRCA1-BARD1 complex; BRCA1-A complex. Gene Ontology annotation, biological process: dosage compensation by inactivation of X chromosome; double-strand break repair via homologous recombination; chordate embryonic development. Gene Ontology annotation, molecular function: metal ion binding; ubiquitin-protein transferase activity. The record is from RefSeq and is a predicted model, not a curated record.